GCAUUCCCGUCACAAUGGAGAUUGCAAGCGAUAUGGUUGACAGGCAAGGGCCGAUAUAUAGGGUUGUUGUCUGGAGAAACUUCUGAUAGUUUGCAAGCACUAGAGUAUGCCCUCAGAAAUGGUGCAUUAUGUGUUGGUAUUACAAAUACCGUUAGUAGUAUAAUUGCCAGGAAAACUCACUCUAUUGUGCAUAUAAAUGCUGGCUGUGAGAUCGGCGUGGCAAGUACUAAGGCAUACACAAGCCAAAUUGUAGUGAUGGCUAUGUUGGCACUUGCAAUAGGAGGUGACACACUUUCUAAUCAAGCAAGAAGAGAAGCAAUAAUUG
Cuscuta europaea is the source of this 325-nucleotide messenger RNA. Lineage: Eukaryota; Viridiplantae; Streptophyta; Magnoliopsida; Solanales; Convolvulaceae. The record is from the annotation of a GenBank genome assembly.